AUGGCAGAGGACGACGAUGUGGGACUGCCCCAGAAGGGCCUGAACAUGAUCAUCAAAGACGUUCUUCCUGAGGUUCGCAUAGCCAACGAGUCGCGCGAACUGCUCAACGCUUGUUGUGUCGAGUUUGUCAAGCAUGUUGCCAGAGAAGCACAACGGAUCUCGUCCGACGAUCAACGCAAAACCAUAUAUCACGAACAUGUACAGAAAGGUAAUUUUUCAUGAUAGGGUUAUGGUAGAAGUGGUAAUAAGGUUUGAUAUAGAGGGAGAAAUUCUUAAAAAAUAUUUAUAGAAAAUAGGAUAGGCAAGAUUUUUUGAAAAUAGUGAAAUUUUAAUAAUUAGGAAAAUCUAUUCAACGACUUUUUUAGUUUUCAUAACAUAUUACUAAGGAUAACGAGUAUAAUAUAUAGGCUAAAGUUAUGUAAGCACAAGACAUUACUAAAUAUAUUGUUGUAAGCCUAAUAUAACCUUGUUGAUGCAAGGCCCCUUCUCUCCCAAAUCUGUGAAAGCUCUUAAGAAAACGGCAACAUAAAGUGACGUUCCUUUCUAUUGCGCGCAUUUUUAAUAUCAAAUGGGCCUUAGUAACCUCGAUUAUAAAGUAAUGGGAAAACUAUACAAUGCCGUUAUCAACCGACCGGUAGCUUCCGAAAUCCUAUAAAGUUUGCCGAGUUUUACGACGUUCUUCCGGUAAUAAGUUUCGAACUGAGGUCGCAUUAACAUAAUGUAUGCAAAUGUUUGAAUGCUUUAAGGGGGCGCCCCACCAAGUUUCAUUAAAGGCAUGGGUUUAAGGGGGUUUUGUGAGUGUAGCUAAAAAUGCAACAUUGUCUGAGGACGAAAAUAGGGCAGAAUUAAGUAAAUAGUAUUAAUCCAGCUAAAUUGAAAUGAUAUUAUACUAGGCUAAUCUAAGGGUAAAUUUUUGUGUCUAAUAAAGGUAGCUUUAGUACCUAUAACCCCUAAUAUACCUUAACUCAGUACCUUUUACGUAAGAAUGCAACUUAAGCCAGCGAAAGUUGGGUAAUGCCCUAAAGAGUAAUUGUCGUACUAUUUUCACGAUGAGCUGAGUAUUUGUGGCGGGAUCGGUCCAUCCGCUGGCGGGCCGCAGAUUAGCGACGAUUGGCUGCUGUCUUUCGCUCCUCGGGCCCUUGUCUCUGAAUUUCCAAGGUUUUAUUUGUUUUUUCUUUCAGCUCUCCAGAAUUUGGGAUUUCCUCUCGAUUACAUCGAAGCCGCCGACUCCGUCCUCGAUGAAUGCAAAAUCGCGGCCGAAAAGCGGCUGAAGCGCAAGAACUCGAGACUGGACAAGUGUGGGAUACCCGAGGAACAGCUAUACCUGCUUCAACAAGAACUCAUCGCUAAGGUAAGCAACUUUUUUUAAUAAUAUGAUUAUUGAAGUUGUAAAAGAUUUAAUUUUCGACAAAUUUACGUUAAAAUUUGUUAAAAAAUGAUAAUUUUAAGCAAAAAAGAGGGGAAAAUAGCCAAUUUGAUGGAAUAUUUAUAAAUUUGGGAAUUUUAAAUUGAAUUAUUUUUGGAAAUGUUUACUAGUUGGUCGGAAAAUAAAUAGAAGAGCAAGAGACAGGCAAGUUUGCAGAUUAUAACACCAUUUUCGGCAUAAUAAUAGGCGUUCUGAAUAGUAAAACUUUAAUAAAAAGGUCAAAAAAUACGUAGAAUGGUGUUAUGCUGCUACUAGUUUUACUUUUACUUACUUUUUAACUUAAUGCGCAAUAUAGAAAUAUAGGUACCAUUUUGCCCCAUUUUCACAAAUUAUCUCUUAGUAUUUCAAAAUUUGGAAAAGAUGAUUUUGAAAGAUUGCUUACUAUAGUGACAGUUAAUUAGUAUUGUUACGAAACGUAUUACACGAAAUUAAUAGGGAAAAGAAAGUAUUUUGCUCAAUUUUCAUGCAAUUCGAUAGGCGAUGGUCAGCACAACAAAAAUAAGAGCUAAGUACGGUGCUGCUCGUACUGGCUUUAUCUUGCAGAAUUGGUACAUUAACAAACUCAGAGGUAGUUGUAAAGAAAAGGUUUUAAGUACAACAUAUCUUUGGAAAUUUAACAAUGUCAAAGUUAUUUUAUGUUGAAGGGGAGAAAUGUAAAUUUAGGUAACAGUAGUAUGUUAACUAGGGCAAAACGUAAAGAGAAAAGCCAAAAUGAGACGGAAAACUUGAAAAGAUGGUUAGUCUAGGGAUUUUCUGAUUAGCAAGUAAAAUCAAAGAUAUUUUGAUAAAAUCAGUACUGAUAUGGUACAACAAAGACCAUCUUAACCAGUUCUUAUAUAAAAACUUCCUUUUUACAUAAAAAACAACUGACAUUCAACUACUUUGUCAGUAAUCUCACUACUAGGGCUUCUUGUGUCAUUUUCGUCAAAACAAAAACGAGAUUUCUGAAACUUUGGAAAUGACAAAGCUAAUCGACUUACUCCAUUCGUGCCGGUGAAACUCAAUCAGAUUGCUCAUGCUAUGACCGCGGGUACGAGUGUGGCCUGGAAAUAUAUAAAAGUCUAUAUAAAUGGCAGAAUUUGAACGCGCUCGGUUAAAUCUUGUUUUCGGCGGAUACAAACUAUUGUGUCGAUGACAGGGAUUUGUUUGGGGGGUGGUGGUCCCCCGUAAACAGAGUGCUUGCGAUUGACAGCUUCGUGCUCCGCUAAUCUGGGGCCCUUAACCUGACCAUUGGCCAAAUCGGGGCCCCCAAAUGUUUUAAGAGCGGAGGAAGCAGCCGACUGCCAAAAACUCACUCAGCGCCGCCGGAUUUGGAUUUGAAUUUUGGGAAUGUCCUCACCAAUUGCUUAAUCCCAAAAGUUAUGGGAACUUUUAUCUUUACCCCAAUAAGCGCAAGUCAUUCCUUCCUUCGGCCGGGCGGCCGCUAACCCCCUGAGGUCUCAGUUUUCUGCUUGGUCGCAUCCACAACAGUUUCACGUUGAGCGGCCCAUGAGAUUGACACAACUUGUAUAUAAGUUGUGUCAAAUUCAGUGUAAUCCAUUAGUUCUUUCCAAUUUCGUUUUUUGUUUGAAAAAGAGCGAAAGGACUAGCGGAUCUAAUGAGCAGGUUAGUUUUGUCAUCAUCAGUUUUAUGUUGGUCUAAAAGUUUGUAGAAAAAGGUUGAAUGGGUGAGAAUUUGCAUGUAGUCAGUGACAUUAGGUACUUUCUAUCCUGGUCAAAAAGUCAAUAGAAAGUUGAAAAAAGGCGCGUUGAAGACAACUCUGCACUUUUAAAUAAACAAACGGUCAAGAAGUACGUAGACGCGUAAUUUGUGUCAAUCUCAGCCAGUUUGUCAUGGUUUGCCAUCUGAAGCCCACCCUUGUUUGCCAAACUUUAUAUGCAUUUUUAAGGGCGUUCAACGUUUAGCGACUCAAAAAGUUUAAUUUUUUGCAUUUGAAAUACGGUAAUAUAUGUUUUUUGUUCAGGCACGCAAGGAAGAGGCCGAAAAGCAAGCGGCCCAAGUUCCGGCUGGUGUUCCCACCUCCAGCUUCCAGUAUGCCAUGCCUCAAGCUGAUUACCAACAACCGGUGAUGGAUCCAACCGCUUAUCAACAACAAUAUCAACAGAACAUGUACAUGGCGCCGGUAUCUUCGAUGCAAAGCGUGUUACCACCACAGUAUCAGCCGAACACCACGGACGAUGACUAUGACGCGUAG
Molecule: messenger RNA, 3620 nt
Organism: Bursaphelenchus okinawaensis
Lineage: Eukaryota; Metazoa; Nematoda; Chromadorea; Rhabditida; Aphelenchoididae
Source: the annotation of a GenBank genome assembly